CUGGCUCCUGGCUCCUCCUGGGCUCGGCGGCGGUGGGAAGGCGCAGGCGCGGUUGGCGGCCGGCAGAGCGCAGAGUAGUGGCGCGGGGCGCGCGUGAAUCAUCAUCCAAGGACCUACCAGAGACCACAAGAAAACAUGGGGAGAAUUUUCCUCACAGGAGAAAAAGCCAAUUCAGUAUUAAAACGCUACCCAAGAGCUAAUGGACUUUUUGAAGAGAUAAGGCAGGGCAAUAUUGAACGUGAAUGCAAAGAAGAAGUCUGCACAUUUGAAGAAGCAAGAGAAGCUUUUGAAAAUAAUGAAAAAACUAAGGAGUUUUGGAACACUUACACAAAAGCACAACAAGGAGAGAGUAACAGAGGAAGUGACUGGUUUCAGUUUUACCUUACCUUUCCAUUAAUCUUUGGCCUCUUCAUUAUCCUCCUUGUCGUUUUCCUCAUCUGGAGAUGCUUCCUAAGAAACAAAACUCGCAGACAGACGGUGACUGAAGGCCAUAUUCCUUUCCCUCAGCACCUCAAUAUUAUCACUCCGCCUCCCCCACCAGAUGAAGCCUUUGAUAGCAGCGGAUUGUCGCCAGGCUUUCUGGAAUAUGUAGUUGGGCGCUCAGAUUCCGUCUCCACUCGCCUGUCCAACUGUGAUCCCCCACCGACCUACGAGGAAGCCACUGGUCAGGUGAACCUGCGGAGGAGUGAAACAGAACCUCAUUUAGAUCCACCCCCGGAGUAUGAGGACAUCAUCAACUCCAACUCAGCCAGUGCCAUUGCUAUGGUGCCUGUGGUCACCACCAUCAAAUGAAACUGCACACUUCUUUUUAUUAUAAUCAUUUUUAAAAUACUAAUGAAAGAACUUUCUAGCACUUUACCACUACAUAAAUGUGCAUUUGACUUAUUGGAUUCUGACAGCAUACCACUUCACAUCCUCUGAUUUGAUUUUCAUUAGUUUUGUUUCCUACUAUAAAUUCAUUAUCCAUGCUCAUUUUUGCUAAUGGAAAUAUGUUGAGGGAAAAAUACUAGUGGAGGUCUUCAUGUGAGGAGAUGUACAUGUGUGUACGCAUAUAUGUUUAUGUAUAUAUGUACAUGCACAUAUAUGUGUUUGUACAUCAGCCCAGUAUAUGGGCAACUGUCUUAAAAAGUCAUUAACAUCUAUCUAAAUCACCUGUAAAGUUAAAACAUUACUCACCAAAAUCGGGGUAGGGGAGAAGGCACCAACAAGUUGUGUAACAGGUAGCAACAUGCUGUUGAAUUUUGAAAAUAAGAUGAACUUAGCAUGUUUUCUAAUUCUUACAGGCUUUUGUUAACCUUCUUCAACUACCUUAAAAGGAAAAAAAAAAAUGCAUGUAGUCAAUCUUGACUUUAGGAACAUCUCAGAAGGCGACAGAGAAGGAAGGUACAAUAAAUAAUACCUUGCUUAUUAACAGUGGACAGCAAGAAAAUCAUGGGUCCUUAGUGGCACUGGGCUGGUUUUGUAGGAGGGAUUUUUGUUGCUGUUUGUUAUUGACUGCCUCCCCCACAAAAAUUAAACAGUAUUUGCUCAGUA
Messenger RNA from Balaenoptera musculus (blue whale), 1533 nucleotides. RefSeq names its product proline rich and Gla domain 1 (gene PRRG1). Bases 136 to 792 code for a protein of 218 amino acids. Gene Ontology annotation, cellular component: extracellular region; cytoplasm. Gene Ontology annotation, biological process: iron ion transport; intracellular iron ion homeostasis. Gene Ontology annotation, molecular function: calcium ion binding; ferric iron binding; ferrous iron binding. The transcript is spliced from 4 exons. NCBI's taxonomy places the organism in Eukaryota, Metazoa, Chordata, Mammalia, Artiodactyla, Balaenopteridae. The record is from RefSeq and is a predicted model, not a curated record.